AUGCAUUCCCAAGAAAUCAUUUCAAGUCAUGUUGCGAUUGAAUGUGAAUCCAAUACCCCAUUUGAUUCCACUACCAACCUAAUAAACGCUUCCGAGACAUCCAAUAUUCCUACUUCCACCUCAUCAAACAUCCAUCAUCCUUUAACGUUGACAGAUACAACUUUAAUCACUUCAACUCCUUUAACAACCAACAAAGAAUCUUCCUCCAAUCCGGAUCAAGAAGCAACUCCCGUUUCUUCAUCGUGUCAACAACCACAAGAUAAUUUGAUAAAUUUAUCUGGCUGGAGUGUCGUUGCUUCUUGGAAAAAUGAAAAUUUUCAAAUGAACGAGCAUCAAAAUGCUUAUUUGGAAAAGAUGUUUGCCUCCGAAAUUUUUCCUAGAGUUUAUUUGGGAACUCAAAUGGCAGCUACUGAUAAGGCUUGGUUAGAAGAUCAUAAUAUUACCCAUAUCCUUACCGUUUCUGACGGAAUUACCCCAGCUCAUCCAGAGUCUUAUACAUAUAAAGUAAUCCCCAUUCGUGAUUUUGGCUCUCAAAAUAUAAUUGUUCACUUUGAAAAUACACAUAAAUUUAUUCAUUCGGCUUUACAAGAAGAAAAAGGAAAUAUCCUAAUUCACUGCCAAGCUGGAAUUUCUCGGUCCUCAACAGUUAUGAUUGCUUAUAUUAUGAAAGCUCGCAAAAUGACAUUCGAAGCCGCCCUCGAAUUCGUUAUUUCCAAACGCCCUAUAACCUGUCCGAAUUUUGGAUUUCGUCAACAAUUAAAAUUGUACGAAUCUUUAGGGUGUCAAAAAUUGAAGUCAAAUCCAAAAUAUUGGGGAUUCUUGGUUAAAAAAUGGGGCGAUAGAUUAUUGUUGUGA
Molecule: messenger RNA, 855 nt
Organism: Funneliformis geosporum
Lineage: Eukaryota; Fungi; Glomeromycota; Glomeromycetes; Glomerales; Glomeraceae
Source: the annotation of a GenBank genome assembly